Molecule: messenger RNA, 822 nt
Organism: Penicillium oxalicum
Lineage: Eukaryota; Fungi; Ascomycota; Eurotiomycetes; Eurotiales; Aspergillaceae
Product: RlpA-like double-psi beta-barrel domain-containing protein
Exons: 1
Coding region: 1-822 (273 amino acids)
Source: RefSeq, a predicted model, not a curated record
AUGGCUCCCAUUUCCAAGACCCUCGCCCUUGCCGGCGCUCUCUUCGCCAUCACUGGCCAUGCUGCUCCCUUCAACAAGCGCGCUGUCGUUUGGGAGACUGUCACCAACGUUGUCUGGGAGACUGUCGAUGUGACCACCACCAUCUACCCCGGCCAGACUCAGCCUACCGUGGUUCCCGUGGUUGCCACUACCACCACCGCUGUCGCAACUGAGGUGACUUCGACUGCUCCCGAGGCCCAGGUUUCCCAGGCCGACUCCUCCAGCCAGGAGGAGACCUCCGCUGCGGCUCCCACUACCACCGAGCAGGCCGUCCCCACCACCACUGCUCAGCAGGCCCCUGCCACCACGGCCGCUCCCGUGGAGCAGGCCCCUGCUGUCCAGGCCGCUGCUGCUCCCGAGUCCAGCUCGACCUCCUCUGCUGCUCCCGCUGUGACCCAGUCCACCAACUCUGGCUCCAGCUCCAAGUCCAGCACUUCCACCAGCUCGGGUUACAACGGUGCCUGCUCCGAGGGUUCUCCCUGCAACGGUGACAUUACCUACUACGAUACUGCCACCACCAUGACCAACCCCAGCUCCUGCGGUACCACCAACGACGGCAUGACCGAGCUCGUCCUUGCUCUUCCCCACGGCAUCAUGACCGACGGUGACUGCGGCAAGUCCGUGACCAUCGAGUACAACGGUGUCAGCAAGACUGGUACCGUUGUUGACAAGUGCAUGGGUUGCGACAACAACUCCAUUGAUCUGUCCCGUGCCUUCUUCGAGGCUGUCGCUGGAUCCCUGGACGCCGGUCGCAUCUCCGAUGUCAAGUGGUACAUCAAUUAA